AUGGAGGAGCACAACCUCACAGUGGUGACUGAAUUCAUCCUGCUGGGCAUCACAGAUCGUCCUGAGCUGCAGGCCCCACUCUUUGUGCUGUUCCUUGCCAUCUACCUGACCUCGCUGGUGGCCAACCUGGGCAUGAUCGUCCUCACCCAGCUGGACCCCCGGCUGCAAACGCCCAUGUACUUUUUCCUCAGGCACCUGGCUCUCGUUGAUCUUGGUUACUCUACAGCUGUAGGACCCAAAAUGUUGGCAAAUUUUGUUAUGACACAAAAUACCAUCUCUUAUUAUUGCUGUGCAACCCAGCUUGCUUUAUUUCUUCUGUUCAUUGGUAGUGAGCUCUUUAUUCUGUCUGCCAUGUCUUAUGACCGCUACGUGGCCAUCUGCAACCCUCUUCUCUACAAUGUCAUGAUGUCACAAAAGAUCUGUUGGAUGAUGGUGACAAUCACCUAUCUGUACUGCACAUUCAUGUCACUUGUAGUCACCAUAAAGAUUUUUAGUUUAUCCUUCUGUGGACACAAUGUCAUCAGUCAUUUCUACUGCGACUGCAUGCCCUUGCUGGUCUUACUGUGCUCCAAUACACAUGAAGUUGAACUGGUAAUUACUGCCUUUGCAGCUUUUGAUUUGAUUUCCUCUCUUCUGGUGGUCCUCGUGUCCUACCUGCUCAUCCUCACAGCCAUUCUCAGGAUGAACUCCGCAGAGGGCAGGCGCAAGGCUUUCUCCACCUGUGGGUCCCACCUGACUGUGGUCACCGUGUUCUAUGGGACUUUGAUAUUUAUGUAUGUGCAGCCUAAGGCCGGUCACUCCAGUGACACUGAUAAAAUGUCAUCCAUAUUUUAUACCUUGAUCAUUCCAAUGUUGAAUCCGUUGAUCUACAGCCUGCGGAACAAAGAUGUGAAAUGUGCUCUUCAGAGGACCUUGAGAAAAAUAAGCACUCUCUCCUCCUAA
This is a messenger RNA of Octodon degus (degu), 942 nucleotides long. RefSeq names its product olfactory receptor 8K3-like. Bases 1 to 942 code for a protein of 313 amino acids. Gene Ontology annotation, biological process: G protein-coupled receptor signaling pathway; sensory perception of smell. NCBI's taxonomy places the organism in Eukaryota, Metazoa, Chordata, Mammalia, Rodentia, Octodontidae. Gene Ontology annotation, cellular component: membrane. The transcript has a single exon. Gene Ontology annotation, molecular function: olfactory receptor activity; G protein-coupled receptor activity; odorant binding. The record is from RefSeq and is a predicted model, not a curated record.